This is a messenger RNA of Tetrahymena thermophila SB210, 2559 nucleotides long. RefSeq names its product monoamine-oxidase A repressor R1 zinc-finger protein. The transcript is spliced from 9 exons. Lineage: Eukaryota; Ciliophora; Oligohymenophorea; Hymenostomatida; Tetrahymenidae. The record is from RefSeq and is a predicted model, not a curated record.
AUGGGUCGUUUAAAGCAGAAAUUACUAGAAAAAAGAUUGCUCCAAUAGUAAUAAAAAAAAAAGAAUCAUAUUAAAAAAGAGAAAGGAGAAAUUACAAAAUUACAAAAUGUGAAGGAAACAAAUGCAGAAUAAUAGAAAAAAAAGGAUCAAAAAGGAAAGGAUGAUGAUGAUUCUCGUAAUGCACUCGAAAAAAUAAUUAAACUUGAUAAAAAAAAUAGUAACUUUGAUUUAUAUGAUCCACUUACAAACAAUUUUCUGAAAGUUCGAAGUGUUAAUUACUAGAUAAAUUAUUAGUAAAUACAAGGAUUGUCUUAAACAGAUCAUUAAAUGAGAUAAUUUUGGAGACAUGUCAAUAGCACAUAUUUAAGGAGAGUGCAAAGUUAGGAUGAAAAUAAGCUUGAGUAUUUAAAAAAUUUAUUCAAUACUCCUAUUGAGCCUGACAAUUAGGAGUUAGAAUGGGACGAUUGGAGAGCUUAGCUAGCUGUUUAAUAUAUCUUAGAUGAAUCUGUCCAAAGGUAGUAUUAAGAUGAUGACUUAUCUAAUCUAAACUAUGAAAAUCUGCUACUUCAUAUGAGAAUUACUUUUCUUAUUGCUAAUCAAUAUAUUAAGGAUAAAUCUCUCAUAUAAAAAAUAUUGCAAACCAAAAAGAAAUAAAUUCCUAAAAAUUCAUCUAGUUAUUAAAGCUAACUUGAAGCAUUUCAAAAUGAAAAAAACUAAUUGCUAUAGAUUAUCUAGAAUAUUGCUUAAAACUCAUAAUUAUACAAAGAAAUACAAGAAGAAGAAGAUCAACUGUUGGAGGAAACUGUAAAAUUAAAAGAAGAAUUAAAAUAAAUAAAUCAACAAAAUCAUAAGAAUAUUUAAAGAUUAGAGCAGCAACUUAAAAUGGAAUUUUGUAAGUAGCAAAUGAUAUAUUUGGAAACAGAUUAUAUUCUUUCAAAGUCUAAAAAUGAAAAUAUUCACAUACAAAAAGAUUAUAAUGAGGAACAAAAGCACCUUUUGCUUGAGAAACACUUUGCUAAAAUGGAGAAUAUGAAUUUGUAGGCUUCAUUUUUACAUUAAACUAUUUUAAGAUUGGAGAAGAAAUAGCUUUCGGAAACUAUUUCAUGCAUUACUGGAUACACAAACAAAUACAAUUAGCCAUAAUUUGAAUUAAGGUUUGAGUCAGCUUAUAAUGAUUCAGCAGAAUGGAUAAGUGAGUAGUUAUUAGAUGAGUUGAACUCUUUAAGAGAUUAAAAUUUAUUUUCUUUUUAUAACAUUCCUUAAAAAACGCUGUAUUCUCAUAUAGCAAACAACUUUUUAGGAUGGAAUUAUAUAUAAAAAAACAGAGAUAAGCCAAACUAAUUGAAGCUAAAAAAUAUUAAGGAUUUGAUAACUUAAAAAGAAUAACCUGGAAAUAAAAUGAAUUAGUAUGAAAUAUGUCAUCACUGUAAACAUUUGUUUAAAAAGAGUAUUCUUUUUUAAUGCAAGUAUAAAGCAUCUACUAUGGGAAUACCUGUCCAUAAUUAUAUUGUUACUGAUCCCUUCUUAUUUUAAUUUAUUGAAUCUGACAAUACAAACAGUAAGAAGCCUCAAGUCAACAAAAAAAGAAACUGCUAUACUAUGUUCUAAAAAGUAGAUGGAGAUUUGGUUUGCAAAAGAAUGUACUGUAGAUCUUGUCUAAAAUAAAAUUACGAUUUAAUUCUUUCAGAAAUUAAAGAUAAGUAAGAUUGGCUUUGCCCUUUCUGCUAAGGAAAUUGUUAUUGUACUAGAUGUCUUCGAAAUGAAUUACUCAUGAAAUACAAAGGAAUUUAUAUUUUAUUAGGAGGAGAUAUUAAUUUAAUUCAAAGAGAAUCUGUGUUUGAAUAUUAUUCUCAGCAGAUGUCCUAGCAAAGAUAAAGAGAAUAUUAAGAGUAGCAAUUAAACAUGAAUAGCAGAGGUAUAAAAAAUUCAGUAAAAGGAUUAAAAUUAAAAGAUGAACACACAUAAAAAAUAGUUGAAGUUGAGAGAUUAAAGUAAUUAUGUCAAUAAGUGAAUAAAAGAGAAAAAUAUAAAUUUGAAAUGCUGAAAUAGAAUAUAGAUAUAUUUAGAGAAAAGUAUAAAACUCACACUGAUAAAGAAUUCCCCAUAGUUGACAUAAAUAAUUUGAAUACACAAGAAUUUAUUGCAGACUUAUUACCUUUCCAAAAUGAACUAGUUAUAAAUACAAUAAAUAACUUUCAAAAAAACAACUAAAUAAUAGGCAAAAACUUAACAAAAAAUAGCAGUAAUAAAAUAAAAAUGAUUCAAAUUAACAAACUUUUCAAAAAGAAAAAUAAAAAAUAAAAAAAUGAUGAUGAUGAUGAAGAAAAUAAUAUUCAAUAGGAAAAUUCAGUUAAGAGUUACACUUCUUAAAACUCUUCAUCAAAUUCAUAAUCUUAGUCACAAUCAUCCAUAAAUUCAAAAGGAGAUGAAAGAAUAGCUAGUGGUGUGUAAAGAAAGAAAGCUUAAUCAUUAAAAAUAAAUAAGUUAAUUAAAAAAACAAAAACAAGUAGUAAAGUCAUGCUUAAAAAGAGCAAUAAGAAGGGUAAUUAGAGGGACUGA